Messenger RNA from Xenopus laevis (African clawed frog), 3086 nucleotides. It is a transcript of the gene slc26a4.L, whose product is annotated as solute carrier family 26 member 4 gene 1 L homeolog. The transcript is spliced from 24 exons. Bases 359 to 2695 code for a protein of 778 amino acids. The record is from RefSeq and is a predicted model, not a curated record. NCBI's taxonomy places the organism in Eukaryota, Metazoa, Chordata, Amphibia, Anura, Pipidae. Gene Ontology annotation, cellular component: membrane. Gene Ontology annotation, biological process: transmembrane transport; oxalate transport.
GGAUGUACUUCAUUCAUUAGUUGAAAAAACUUCUAGUGCUACCAACUGUGUGCCUGUGAUCCAGCUUUACUCAUCAUUGAUAUUCAAUGAUCCAAAAGGACUUGUGAGCAGAUUAAGUUUAAGGGGGGAUUUGAACAAACUGGGAAUCCACACUUCUAAAUGGCAGCACUUCCUGUUUCUUGAUGGUCAGCGGUCGCGGAUCGGGUUGUGGACAAGGUACUUGCGGGUCGGUAGUGGGUCUAAGCAAGUUAUGGUUCCCUUGCCUGCUUAGAGCUCUCCCCUUGGUCCUCUCACUAUAAGACCUGGCAAAUAGCGGCAGGUUCCUCCCGAUGCGAAAGGUGGUUGUUGAUCAAGACAGAUGGAUAUGUCUACCUAUGGGAACAGCCAGUAUCUCCUGGCCAGACCAAUUUACACUCAACCAACUUUUGAGAAGCUGAACAUGGAGAAAACACCAAAAAAAAAUACUCGCAAACCUUUCAAAAAUAGGUUACAGAAAACCUUCAGCUGUACAUCUACAAAGGCUGUUCAUAUGGUCAAGAAAUAUAUCCCUGUGCUGAACUGGCUGCCAAAAUACAGCUGGAAGUCAUUGUUUGUGCACGAUUUGAUUUCAGGAGUCAGCACAGGGAUGGUUGGUACCCUACAAGGUCUGGCGUUUGCGUUACUUGCUGAAGUUCCAGUAGGAUAUGGAAUUUAUUCUUCUUUUUUUCCAAUUCUGACAUAUUUUUUCCUGGGAACUUCUAAACAUAUUUCAGUUGGGCCAUUCCCAGUGAUCAGUUUAAUGGUAGGCUCUGUUGUUCUGUCCAUGGCUCCAAAUGAAAAUUUUAUUGUAUACAACACCACAAAUCUCAAUGAAACGGAAAUGAUAAUUGACACAGAAGCCAGGGAUGCUGCUAGAGUCCUUGUAUCAGGAACAUUAAGUUUCUUAAUUGGAAUCAUACAGCUUGUGUUAGGAACUCUUCAGUUUGGCUUUAUUGUAAGAUAUUUGGCAGAGCCAUUAGUGCGAGGCUUCACCACAGGGGCUGCUUUCCAAGCAUUCAUCUCUCAAAUGAAACUGAUACUCAAUGUUCCCACAAAUACCCACAGUGGAAUGUUUUCAACAUUUUAUACAAUGAAUGAUAUCUUCUCCAAUAUUUCUAAAACAAAUGUGGCAGACCUCAUUGCUGGACUUCUAACAAUUUUUGUAUGUGUGGCGGUCAAGGAAAUUAAUGAGCGGUAUAAAAAUGUUCUGCGCAUACCCAUUCCUAUAGAGAUAAUUGUGUCUUUAAUAGCUGCAUGGAUUUCAUAUGGAGUAGAUCUGGAAAAUAAAUAUAAUGCAGGCACAGUAAAGAAUAUUCCAAGUGGGUUCAUACCACCCAUGAUGCCAGAUGUGAGCAUGUUUCCCCAAAUUAUUAGCUCUGCAAUUUCCAUUGGAAUAGUGGCAUAUGCUGUUGCUGUAUCAUUGGGAAAGGUUUUUGCCACCAAAUAUAACUAUGCAAUUGAUGGAAAUCAGGAAUUUGUUGCAUUUGGGGUCAGCAAUAUAUUCAGUGGGUUUUUCUCUUGCUUUUGUGCCACCACUGCUUUGUCUCGAACAGCUAUUCAAGAAAGUACUGGAGGUAAAACUCAGAUUGCUGGUUUGAUAUCUGCUGCAACUAUUAUAAUUACUAUGUUUGUCCUUGGCCAGUUUCUUCAACCUCUACAGAAGUCUGUACUGGCAGCGAUUGUCAUAUCCAACUUAAAGGGGAUGUUUUGGCAAGCUCUGGAUAUACCUCGUUUGUGGAAACAGAAUAAGUGGGAUGCAGCUAUCUGGAUCUUUGCAUGUUUUUCAACCAUCAUUUUGGAUCUUGAUUUAGGACUCUUGUGUGGAUUAAUGUUUGGAUUAUUUACUGUAAUUCUACGGAUACAGUUCCCCUCUUGUCACUCACUUGGAAAUCUUCCUGGAACAGAAAUCUACCGAGAUCUCAAGAAGUACAAAAAUGUCGUGGAACAGGAAGGAAUUAAAAUUAUUCGGUUUUCCAGUGGUAUUUUCUAUGGAAAUGUCGACAGCUUAAAAAAUGGCAUAAAAUCCAUUGUUGGAUUUGAUUCAGUUAGAGUUUUCAACAAGAGAGCGAAAGCAGAGCUGAAGAUAAGUGAGCUUAUCAAGAAAGGACAAUUGAAAGUAACUAAGAAUGGAAUUAUAACAAAUACAUUCACGGAAGAUUCAGAAUCUGAUGAAGAAUCACAACAGUUUGAAAAUCCUCAAAACAAAAAGGAAGAAACGGAAUUCCAAGUAGACUGGAAUUCAGAUCUACCUGUAUUAAAUUCUGUUCCUAAAGUCUUUAUUCACAGCAUCAUUUUGGAUUUUGGACAUGUCAAUUUUCUUGAUGUUGUGGCAGUGACAUCCCUUAAACUGAUUUUAAAAGAUUUCAGAAGAAUUGCUGUCGAUGUUUAUAUUGCAGGAUGUGAUGAUGAAAUUUUUGAGAAACUGGAAGUAUGUGGCUUCUUUGAGGAUAACAACAAACCAGACAUCUGUUUUCUGUCGGUCCACGAGGCUGUAAUUUACAUAUUAAACCAAAGAGAGUUCUGUAGUGAUCAAAAUUCACUUGGCAAGGCGGCAGUUGUGAAAAAUGAACAUGUUAGUUCAUUAGAACUGGAUCUACAGGAUGAGGAGAACAGAGCAUGUUCCAGUGUUUCCAGUAUAAGAAGAUCUGGAUCUUCAGGACGAUUGUCUUUAGGCUGAACAAAUAACCUUUACAAUGGAUUCCAAAAUGAUAUUAACCCUCUGUAAAAAAAAAAAACUUCUAAAGCAAUACUUUUUGCUACAGUAACCUAAAAAAAGCUAUAUUAACAGAUGUCAAUACUAAAUUACUCAGGUUUUUAGUAGAAUAUUAAAUGGAGAAAUGUACAUGAUAAGGAUAUAAGGAGUCACUUGUAUCCCAUAUUCAGGUAACAGAACCCUGAGGUGACGUUUACUGUUUAUUUAUGGUACAGAAAAUAUAGAUCCCUCAAAGAUUUAUUUUAAAAUAUAUUAAAAAAUAUGAGAUGAUGAAUAUACCUUAAAAUUGAUUGCAGUUUCUGUGUUUGUAGAUGUAUAGAUACUUCAUUUAUAUAUUAAAAUACUCUGAUUUGAA